AUGGUCCGUCGAAAAAGUUUAAAAGUGCAGGAAAUGGAAUCUCGACUUGCUGAAGCAGUAUUAGGAGUUCAAAAUGGAAAGUAUAAGUCUUCAUAUGAAGCUGCAAAAGAACUGGGGCUUUCUAAAGAUACUGUUCCACGAUUUAUCAAACGACAUCCUCAUCUUACAGUUGUUAUUGGCUAUCGAAUUGAAUCUGAUUAUGGAAUUGAGAAGAAAGACGAAUACAAUAUGGAUGAAUCUGGACAUUCAAUUGGGACAAUGGAAUCAAUCCGAAUUAUUAUCGAUUCUACACUUCGUACAAAACAUCAAGCACAUCCAGACCGUCAAGAGUGGAUUUCAAUAAUAGAGUGUAUUUGUACGGAUAGAUCCAUUCUUCCACCACUCGGGAUUUUUAAAAGUAAAAACGUCCUUCAAAAUUGGAUUCCGAAGGAAGUUCUUGGUAGCUGGUUCUUUUCAGCAAAUACAAAGGGCUGGACAAGCAAUCUUCAUGGAUUAGAAUGGCUAAAACGCGUUUUCGAACCUGUAACUCGUACAAAAGCAGAUGGCAAAUAUCGGCUUCUCAUCUAUAAUGGCUACGAUUCUCAUAUUAGUGGAAGCUUUAUAGCUCACUGCCUUCAAAAUCGAAUUAUACUUCUUAUACUUCCUCCUCAUACCUCGCAUUUGUUUCAGCCACUUGAUGUUGCGGUUUUCGGUCCAUUGAAAAAACGGCUCACCACAGCACUUUCUGAUUUGAAUCAAGCUCAACUUGUACGAAUACAAAAGAUUGAAUGGAUGGAGGUAUAUAUUAAAGCUCGAGCCGAUGUAUACCAUCAUCAAAAUAUCGAAUCGGCAUGGCGGGGAGCUAGGUUACAUCCAUUUAAUCCACAGAGAGUGUUCCAUACACUGGGUCGAGAGUUUACCCCCAAAGUCGAAAUAUCCAAAGAACCAAUCCAAUUUGAUAUUUUUAAUCAAGUCUUCGUCAAUAGCUCACCCCUGGAUGUAGCAAUCUUACAAACAGCAAAUAACCUUUUAAAUUCAACAAUUGAAAAUGAUACAACUCUUUCAACCCCGGUUCGUCAAUACAUUCGAAAAUUGAUGAUUGGGAGUGAGCAACUUCGAGCUCAAAGUAUUGUUCACCAAUACGAUGCGAAUAAUUUACGAGCUAUUAUGAAGAAAUGUACGAUAUGUAAGAAAGGAAAGAGACUAGUUUUGAAGGGUCAUUUUUAUAUUUCUAUACAAGAAUUAUAUGAUGUAGUAAUAGAAGCCGAAAAAGCUACUAAAGUACAGACAAUGAAAAAAGGAAAAGGGAAAGGGAAAGUAAUUGAAUAUAAGACUGAAACUGAAGAGGAUAUUGGAGAAGAAGUUGAAGAUGAAUCUGAAAGUGAUAUUGGAGAUUGUAUUAUAGUUGAUUGUUGA
Messenger RNA from Sclerotinia sclerotiorum 1980 UF-70, 1395 nucleotides. RefSeq lists its product as hypothetical. The transcript has 3 exons. Gene Ontology annotation, molecular function: DNA binding. The record is from RefSeq and is a predicted model, not a curated record. Lineage: Eukaryota; Fungi; Ascomycota; Leotiomycetes; Helotiales; Sclerotiniaceae. Gene Ontology annotation, cellular component: nucleus. The coding region runs from base 1 to 1395 and encodes 464 amino acids.